Molecule: messenger RNA, 1059 nt
Organism: Trichophyton verrucosum HKI 0517
Lineage: Eukaryota; Fungi; Ascomycota; Eurotiomycetes; Onygenales; Arthrodermataceae
Exons: 2
Coding region: 1-1059 (352 amino acids)
Molecular function (GO): protein binding
Source: RefSeq, a predicted model, not a curated record
AUGCCUUCGGACCUGGAGCUUCUAGCCGACAUGGGCUUUGACCCAGAGCGGGCCAAAAUAGCAGUGUCUAAAUCCGGCGGCUGUAAGUCAGGCCGACCCAUGUUCACAGCAUCAGCCUUCAAGUUCCUUAAGAUCUUGGAUGAUUUUGGUUUUUUUUUAAAAAAAAAAAUACUUAAUACUGACAUAUUGUCUUUUCAUUCAGUACAGGGGGCCCUCGAGUGGCUAGAAGCCAACCAAGACAAGUCGCUGGAAGAAAUACAAGAGGAAACGGCCCAGAAACAGUCAGAAGCAGGAGCGUCGGAUGAGCCGCCAGAGCUGAAACCUGGAGAAGAACCAAAGAGCUUGGUCUGUAAUGAGUGCGGGAAACGGUUCAGAAGCCAGGGCCAGGCCGAAUUCCAUGCCUCUAAAACAGAACAUGUCGACUUUUCAGAAUCAACAGAAGAGAUCGCACCGCUCACGGAGGAAGAGAAGAAGGCUAAACUAGAAGAGCUACGUCAAAGACUGGCAGAAAAACGGCAAAAAAUGUCUGAGCAGGAUAAGAAGGACCAAAAAAGAAACGAGGAAAUCCGCCGUAAGAGCACGAAGGAGACUCAGGAUAUGAAAGAAGAACUUCAACGAAAAGAACAGUUGAAGGAAGCAGCUAAAAAGAAGCGUGAGAAACAAGAAGAAAUUGAAGCAAAGGCACGGAUAAAGGCCAAGAUUGAAGCAGACAAGCAGGCUCGGAGAUUGAAAGCAGAGAAAGAAAAAGCGGAACGAGAAGGUCGUGUUCUGGAGGAACAAAAGGCACAGCCUACACCAGCUGCAGCUCCAGUGGCCUCGAAGCCAGCUUCAGCAUAUACAGAGGCGAGACUACGACUGAUGACACCAUCCGGGAAUGUCAUCAAGUCCUUCCCUGUUGAUACCACCCUCUUUGAGGUUGCCGCCGCUCUACAGCAGGAAGGGAAUCAGGUAAAUAGCUUUACGCAGACGUUUCCAAAGAAGGUUUUCACUCAGGAAGACUUUGGGGCUACGUUAGAAGAGCUGGGUUUUGUGCCAAGUGGAAGCCUUAUCGUGGGCUGA